AUGAAGUCUUUUGCAGAAAUACGAGAGCUCUUCUCGUCAUACGCAAGCAAAUCCUUUGACUUUACAUUCAAAUGGAUUGACAAGUUAAAAUGGUUGAUAUUAAUAUUUUGGUUGGUGACGACGUUAGGGUUGGCGUAUUGUGCGUUUGAGUUUUUGAUGCACACGUCAAUGGUGGUGACUGCACCAAAGGGUACUUUGGCGUAUACCGCAAAUGCACUUUACAAAGAGCAAUUCCCAGACAUUUCUGGACGUUCCGAGGAUGCACUAGUAAUUCGACAAAUUGAGAAGAAUGAUGAUAUUAACAACUCGACAUACCUCAAAGAGUUCAGUGAAUAUUUUGUAGCAAAGGUGUAUGGGGACCCCCAUUCAAAUUUGGUCAAGAAAAUAGCUGGAAGAUACAUUGACCAGAAUUCCACAACAAAAAUUGAAGAAUUUGUGAAUGGAGUCACUUCCCUUGCAAUGGUAUCCAACGACACGACCAUCAUUCAAAUUGAGUUAAGUGGUGAUGAUCCAACUGCUGUCGCUCCUUUAGUGAAACGAAUGCGAAAAUACAUUUCUGAGUAUAUAGACGAUGUUGGAGCGUUUGGGUAUACAUUUGAUAUAACUGGGUAUGAUGCUCUAGGUAUCGACUUACAAACUGUUGUUAUUAAAGCGUUAGAGAAGAUGGACUUUUGUGUGUUACCAAUAGCAUUAUUGAUAUUGUUGUACGUCGUCCAAUCUCCAGUUUUGUUAGUAGUACCCCUCUGUAACAUAUUAGCUAUUAUAGUGAUCUCAUUUGGACUGAUGUACCCAUUGUCCUUAUAUGUUGAUAUUAUUGCUACUGCAGUGGACUAUUCGUUGUUCCUCCUCACGCGAUUUACUGAAGAAAUUAAUAAACAACAAAACCACUAUGAAGCUGUCAAAAACAUGUUAAGAACAUCGGGAAGAAUUGUGGGGACAAGUGGGUGCGUCAUGCUGAUAUGUUUCUCUGUUAUUACACUCUUUCCAUUUGAUAUUAUUCGGUGGAUUGGGUUUGGGUGCACAUUAUGUGUUGCAACCACAUUGAUCGUCGACUUGACUAUGACUCCCGCACUCUUCCUCUGUUUCCCACGAUUUUUCCGAUUACAGUCAUGUGUGCCGUGUUCUAAGAAGUGUGUCCGAUACACACAACGCAGAGCAAGAUUUGAAGGACUUGGCGAUAAAGCGUGGCAUUGGUUUGCAACAUUCCAGUCGAAACCGAUUGUGUCGAUCUCCAUGUUAAUUGGUGGAGUAGUAGUGUUAUUACCAUUUUGUGUUUUUGUAUAUCAAUUUCAGUGGACAUUGGACAACAACCAAGUCGUCCCAAUGAACACUGAAUUUGAUGAAGGCUUUGAGAACUUGCAACACGCUUUUCCCAUAGGUGUGUUAUAUCCAUUCAAUUUACUAGUUUAUGACGGCAAGAAUAAGGUAGACAUCACAUCUGAUUUAUAUUACAAAUUUACAGAGGAGUUGGUGUCUGGAUUUAGUGAAGAAAUGCCGUAUGGGUUUAAUAACAAUUCGAUGGUGACAUUUAACACGGCGGGUGGGAAAGUUCUCUCACCCAACGAGUUAAAGAAGUUAUUACAAUUGGAGGGAUAUCAAAAUGUGAUCAAAAACUGUGUGAGUGGUGAUUUAAGUGUCGUCAAACUCUUAUUAACACCUACAAAUGAUCCAACAAACAAUUCGACUAAAUUUGUAGCAGACAUAAGAGAGCAUUUAGACUAUUAUAUAGAGAAGUAUGGAUAUUCUAUAUUAAUACAAGGUAUAAUAAUAGAUGGAGUGGACUGUGUGAAUGCUUCCAUGUAUUAUUUUAUAUUCAUUUUGGUCAUAUUAGUCGUCGUUGUAUUACUAUUAGUAUUAAUCUUCUUCAAAAGUCUCUUAGUAGCUCUGCGAGUUGUUUUCACGACGUGUUUGACAAUAGUUUUUGUGUAUGGGUGUGCCUCCAUGGUGUUUUGUAAUGAUUAUUUUGAUUUCAUUGAUUCCGUCGAACAAACACAUGGGAUAUAUUGGGUCGUGCCAUUAAUUAGUAUUCCAAUCAUAUGUGGUCUUUCUUUGGAUUAUGAUAUUUUUUUGUUCAGUCGAAUCCGAGAGUAUCGUGAGCGUGGGUAUGUUACAGAUAUAGCCACAAUAUAUGGAGUUGAAAGGACUGGUUAUUUGAUAACCUUUUGUGGGUUAAUAAUGGCUAUUGCCUUCUCUGGUUUAUUCUUAUCUGGUCUUUUAGUCCUCAACUUAUUUGCCUUUGUUCUAACCUUUUCCGUCUUAGCAGACACCUUCAUAGUCCGGACUUUAAUCGUCCCUUCCUUCGUCCACUUAUUUAAAGAAUUCAAUUGGUGGCCCAUCAAAUACAAAACAGACGUUUUUACAUAUGAAGAAGCAGAUGAGUUUCAUGCUUACGACCACUUAGAUGCCUUAGACGAUGACAAACACGACAUAUCUAACGCUCCCAAAGAAGAAUCCAUUCAAGAGCCUUUACUCAAUUAA
Messenger RNA from Entamoeba invadens IP1, 2478 nucleotides. RefSeq lists its product as hypothetical. The record is from RefSeq and is a predicted model, not a curated record. NCBI's taxonomy places the organism in Eukaryota, Evosea, Mastigamoebida, Endamoebidae. The transcript is spliced from 3 exons. Gene Ontology annotation, cellular component: membrane. Bases 1 to 2478 code for a protein of 825 amino acids.